Messenger RNA from Anguilla rostrata (American eel), 7526 nucleotides. RefSeq names its product protein tyrosine phosphatase receptor type Ga (gene ptprga). Gene Ontology annotation, molecular function: protein binding; protein tyrosine phosphatase activity. The transcript has 29 exons. Gene Ontology annotation, biological process: protein dephosphorylation. Bases 524 to 4762 code for a protein of 1412 amino acids. Lineage: Eukaryota; Metazoa; Chordata; Actinopteri; Anguilliformes; Anguillidae. The record is from RefSeq and is a predicted model, not a curated record.
GUAUGCCUGGACUCUCCCUCCCGCUCCCUCGCCUUUUUUCUCCCAAGCCUGUUUUAAAGUCUCUGCCAGACCCGGGCUCACAUGCUACUUCCUGGAUGGAAGGAUGGAAAGCUUCCAGAGCGGCUCCAACUAUUCCCUUUCUGUUUUCGCAAGACCCGCUGCGGCUUCCCGCUGCAUGGACUACUACUACUAGAUUCCCCAGUCCCUUUCCCUCCCUUGAUAAAUGAACUGAUAGGGCUUGACCGGUGCCCUCGUCAUGCUUUGCUCUGGAAGUAUGAUGAAGCGGUUUGCAUGAAGGAGAUUUUUUGAGAAAGAACACUAAAACCUGUAUUAUUUCCGUCUUAACUUCAUAAACAGAAACAGAAGCCCGAAUUUGUAGCGGCAGCAAGUCACAUUGGCUCUGCGGUUUGCGUCGCAAAUUCGUUCGACUUGAAUUUAUUUCCAUUGUUGAAGCUUCUAAUUCAAAAUUUAAGACGGAUAACUGUUAACAAUUUUCUUUUUUGCUCUCGAUGUGCAUUGUGACAUGCGGAGGCUACUGGAAUCGUGUUGUUGGUGGAUCUUCUCGUUGAUUUUGUCAGCAUUCGUGCUUUUUUGGGCCGACUGUCACCCUGCUCUGACAGGAGGUCACCCGGGAACUUUGCGAGGAGGGGACCAUGGGACCACGGCGGGGCCUCGAUUCCGAAGAGCGGUGGUGGACUCCUACUGGGCUUACUCAGGGACAUAUGGGCCAGACAGCUGGACAACAGCCUAUCCAGAAUGCCGGGAGUCCAAUCAAUCCCCCAUUGAUAUCCUCGAUCACGAUGCAAAAGUGUCCUUGGAGUACCAAGAGCUCACGCUGGAUGGGUUUGAGACAGAAUCAUCCAACAAGACCUCCAUGAAGAACACAGGAAAAACAGUGGCCAUCCUGCUGAAGGAUGAUUACUUCAUCAGGGGCGCGGGGUUGCCUGGGCGCUUCAGGGCGGAGAAGGUGGAGUUUCACUGGGGUCAGAGCAACGGCUCGGCCGGCUCUGAGCACAGCGUCAACGGCAGGAGGUUCCCGGUGGAGAUGCAGAUCUAUAUGUACAACUCAGAUGAUUUUGACAGCCUCCACGCAGCCAUUCAUGAAAACAGAAUAAUUGCUGCCAUGGCAGUGUUCUUUCAGGUCGGGGUGAAGGACAACCCGGCCGUGGACCCCAUCAUUCAUGGACUGAAGGGCGUGGUCCAUCAUGAAAAGGAAACAUUCCUGGAGCCCUUCAUUCUGAGAGACCUGCUGCCAUCAUCUCUGGGAAGCUACUACCGCUACACCGGCUCCCUCACCACCCCCCCCUGCAGCAAGAUUGUGGAGUGGAUUAUCUUCCACCGACCUGUGUACCUGUCUUACCAACAGCUGGAGGCCUUCUACUCCAUCUUCACCACAGAGCAGCAGGACCACGUCAAAUCGGUGGAGUACCUCAGAAACAACUUCCGCCCGCAGCAGAGCCUGGACAACAGGGUGGUCUUCAAAUCCGCCGUCAAGGACGCCUGGAUCCCAGAUUUCACCGAUAGCCUGGGGAAUCCCUACGGCACGGAGUCAUCCAAAGUAUGCAGCAGUGCUCCGUUCAACAUGAAGGUGCAGCCCCUGAACAGGACAGCGUUGGUGGUGAGGUGGACCAGGCCUGACGUCAUUUACCAUCCUCCCAUCAUCAACUUCAUGAUCUCCUACAGCUGGACCAAGAACGAAGAGUCCUACGAAAAGACUUUCAUCAAAGACAGCAACCAGGAAUUGGAGGCCGUCAUCACGCCCGUGUCUCCCGACGUCCUCUACCUGUUCAGGGUCCAGGCCGUGUGCCGCAGUGACAUGCGCAGUGACUUCAGCCAGAGCAUGCUCUUCAGGGCGAACACCACCAGGAUAUUCGAGGGAACAAGAAUAGUGAAAACUGGAAUGCCCACAGCAUCUCCUGCGUCCUCAGCAGACAUGGCUCCCAUCAGCUCAGGCUCCUCCACGUGGACGUCCUCCGGCCUCCCUUUCUCCUUUGUCUCCAUGGCAACGGGCAUCGGGCCGUCCUCCAGCGGCAGCCAGGCCACGGUGGCGUCUGUGGUAACCAGCACCCUCCUGGCGGGACUGGGGUUCAGCGGGGGGGUCAUCUCCUCCUUCCCCAGCUCCGUAUGGCCCACGCGGACCCCCCCCUCCAGCUCCGCCUCCACCCGUCAGCCGGCCAAGCCCGCGGCCCCCACGGCCGAGCCCGCCACCGCCCAGGGCUCUGAGGGUGACGCCGUCCCCAAGGACAGCGAGGGUGCGGAGGACGGCGAGAAGGGCGGCAAAGGCGAGGGAGAGGAGGGGGAGAGAGAGGGAGAUGAGGAAGAGGAAGAGGAAGAGGGAGAGGAGGUGAAAGAGAAAAAAACCACUCCGGAUGAAGUGGAAACUCAGGACAACAGCACGGUGGCCAAAGAGCCGCCAACUGCAGCCCCAGACUCCACGGCUAAAGAGAAAGGACAAGAAAACGACAAGCCGGAACCCAGAACAACGCCCUCUAGUGCCACGGAGGACCAACUGAUCACGGGCUCAACGGAGUUGGGCACAGUGGUCCCUACUCGGGAUUUGGGGAAUGACACUUUGGAGAUACAGGCUCCAGGCAGCCCCACCCUGACUACCAAACUCAGCGGAGAGGAAAAGAGCCACUGGCCUUUCUCCAUCCACACAGAGAGAAACAGUGUCUCCAACAUGACGAGGAACCCCGCGCACGGCUCCAGCAAGGUGGAGUGGAUCAUCCCCCUGGUGGUGGUGUCGGCCCUGACGUUCGUCUGCCUCGUCCUGCUGCUGGCCGUGCUGGUGUACUGGAGGAGGUGUUUCCAGACGGCCCAUUUCUACGUUGAGGACAGCAGCUCCCCCAGAGUGGUCCCCAAUGAGAGUAUUCCCAUCAUCCCCAUCCCAGAUGACAUGGAGGCCAUUCCUGUCAAGCAGUUUAUCAAACACAUCACAGAGCUGUACUCCAACAACCAGCACGGCUUCUCGGAAGAUUUCGAGGAGGUGCAGAGAUGCACAGCGGACAUGAAGAUCACGUCGGAACACUCCAAUCACCCCGACAACAAGCACAAGAACAGAUACAUAAACAUCGUUGCCUACGAUCACAGCAGGGUGAAGUUACGCCCUUUAGCGGGAAAGGAUGCCAAACACAGCGACUACAUCAAUGCUAACUACGUGGAUGGAUAUAACAAGCCCAAGGCUUACAUCGCCGCUCAGGGUCCUCUGAAGUCCACCUUUGAGGACUUCUGGAGGAUGAUCUGGGAACAGAACACUGGAAUCAUCGUAAUGAUCACAAACCUGGUGGAGAAAGGAAGGAGAAAGUGCGAUCAGUACUGGCCGACUGAGAACAGCGAGGAGUACGGGAACAUCGUGGUGACGCUAAAGAGCACAAAAGUACACGCCUGCUACACGCUGCGACGCUUCACAGUACGGAACACGAAAGUAAAAAAGGGUCAGAAGGGGAACCCAAAGGGGCGGCAGAACGAGCGCACAGUGAUCCAGUAUCACUACACACAGUGGCCUGACAUGGGCGUGCCGGAGUACACCCUGCCCGUCCUCACCUUCGUGCGGCGGUCCUCCGCAGCCCAGACACCGGACAUGGGUCCACUCGUAGUACACUGCAGUGCGGGCGUGGGCAGAACUGGAACAUACAUUGUGAUCGACAGCAUGCUGCAGCAGAUAAAGGAGAAGACCACAGUCAACGUGCUGGGAUUCCUCAAACACAUCAGGACACAACGCAACUACCUGGUCCAGACGGAGGAGCAGUAUAUUUUCAUCCACGAUGCCUUGAUGGAAGCCAUCCUUGGCCAGGAGACAGAAGUCCUGGCUAGUCAGCUCCACAGCUACGUCAACAGCAUCCUUACCCCUGGCCCAGGGGGCAAGACGCGCCUGGAGAAACAGUUUAAGUUGGUGACGCAGUGCAACGCCAGGUUUGUGGAGUGCUUCAGUGCACAGAAAGAGUGCAACAAGGAGAAGAACCGUAACUCCUCUGUGGUGCCCUCGGAGCGGGCCAGGGUGGGUCUGGCUCCACUUCCUGGAAUGAAAGGCACCGAUUACAUCAACGCCUCUUACAUAAUGGGCUAUUACCGGAGCAAUGAGUUCAUUAUUACCCAGCACCCCUUGCCUCACACCACAAAAGACUUCUGGAGGAUGAUCUGGGACCAUAACGCACAAAUUAUCGUCAUGUUGCCGGACAACCAGGGCUUGGCGGAGGACGAGUUUGUUUACUGGCCGAGUCGAGAGGAGGCCAUGAACUGCGAGGCCUUCACCGUCACACUCAUCAGUAAGGACAGACUGUGCCUCUCCAACGAGGAGCAGAUCAUCAUCCAUGACUUCAUUCUAGAGGCCACGCAGGAUGAUUAUGUGCUGGAAGUGCGUCACUUCCAGUGUCCAAAAUGGCCCAACCCCGAUGCUCCAAUCAGCAGCACCUUUGAGCUCAUCAAUGUCAUCAAGGAGGAGGCCAUGACGAGAGAUGGACCAACCAUAGUGCACGACGAGUUUGGGGCUGUGUCGGCCGGUAUGCUGUGCGCCCUCACCACCCUGUCUCAGCAGCUGGAGAGUGAGAAUGCAGUGGGCAUAUAUCAGGUGGCCAAAAUGAUCAACCUCAUGAGACCUGGAGUCUUCACCGACAUUGAUCAGUACCAGUACCUUUACAAAGCUAUGCUCAGCCUUGUGAGCACCAAGGAGAACGGGAUUGGACCUACAUCUAUGGACAGAAACGGCACUUUGGUGAUCACGGACGAGUCCGACCCUGCUGAGAGCAUGGAGUCGCUCGUUUGAAGACGGUGGAGGAGAGUAAAGAGGCACUUAAUUUGUAAACCUUCAAGGACUAGACAGACUUUUUUGAGGCCUUUUUUGCCAGACUCUUGGUUAAAUAAAAUAACCUGAUUACUUUUUUACACUGAUAAAAAGUUUUUGAUAUUUAUUUUUGCCAUUUUAUGUCUUAAUGUUAUCCUACUGAGCAUUUGCACCUAUGUUUAAGUUCACACAAUGAAACACAGUUCUUUCUAGUUUGCACUAUAAUGUCAAUGUUACUGCCUAUAACUACCCGAUCGACAAUAUCACCAAGCCCCGACUCCACAUUCCACGGCGACGCUUCACUUGCUUGUUCUUAGCUACCUGAAAAUAAAAGGCAUCGUCUGUGCAUACUCUCUAGGUCGCUGAGAGGAAGAGGACAGAGGAAGAGCAAGCUGUUUGUGUGUGUGGUACAUGAACUGCAUCACCCAAAUCCCAGUCCCCUACAAUACAGGUCUCAAUGUGUUCUGUACAGGAAAGCUUCCUAUACAUACUUUGCUUUGAAAUUUACCAGGCUAAUUUAUAUUACACCUAUAAGCAAUAGGGUUAUUAUUUUGCGUCAUAGUUUUAUUUUACUUCCAUAAUCCCUUUUAUUAGCAAGUCAAACCCAUAUUUUAAUUUUUGAAGGUGGUAUUAUAAUAGCUACUGUGAACUUUCAUUCUUUUGUAAGAUUUCUAUUCUGCUUUUUAAUAUAUAUGAAUAUACCCUUAAUCAGUAUAACUUGUGAUUUUGUAAAUGUCUGCACCCAUGGCCAGCCCCGUCACUAUUUCCUUUUUGGAUUGGUGGAAGUUUAACAGGACAGAGAUGCUUUUUCUCCUGACCUUUCGUCUCGCCUGUCUGUCUUAGCUUGGCUGGUCAGUCCGUCGGCUCCAUUAUGCUGCUAGCUGCCAAUGAGAUGACCUUCAGUGUCUGAGUCUAAGCAAAACUGAGCAACCUCCAUAUCCCAUAGAUCACGUCCUGUGCUCGGAGAAACUUGCCGUUAGCUGGAUCGUCUGUUGGUAUCAUUUUUUAAGAGGUUGAUGGUUGAGGUUUUUGAAGUCCUUUUAACCCGGAAAUGUUGUUUUGUUUUUGAGAAGGGAUGUGUAUCGGCGAUGGUAUGUCUCGCCUCUUGUACAGUUUUGAACCUUUUUCCUCCAUUUCAGCUCAGCUCUGGGAUGACUCUACAUCCUGUAGGAUGUAUGUUAAAUGUAAACAAGAUUUUGAUUUAAGGAAGAAGGCAGGAAUUGUACUCAGUUCUAAAACCCCCAUUCCCUACCCCCAAGCCACCCUGGUAUUUUUUUAAAUGUGUUUUAUUAUAUUUUAUUGUCUCUAUUUUGUUUACCGCUCCAAGUACCUCCAAGUUCAUUUUUAAUGCCGUACCUGAUACCUGAUUUUCCUUCUCUGCCUCCAAAACAACACACGCUUGGUAUAAACAUGCCUCCUCUUAGGCCAAAUGGGACAUUUCAACAGAAGUGGAGAAAACUGUUACCCUGUCAUUACACAGCACAGCUGCCUUGCUAUUAGAGUUUUUGAGUUGUGUUUCUGUCGUAAAUAAACAUUAAACUGGGGGACAUCUAAUCUUAUCAACUUUACCAAAGAUAUAAACUCAUUUCAGCCAGAAAAAGAGCUUUUUUUCUUUAGCCAAUGCCUGUUUUCUUUUCCCCAUCCACCAUGACUUGACUGAAAUUAAAAUGUACAUUUCAGGUUUGCUUGGCACCUGUUUGUUUCAGGCAGACAUUUUUGAUAAGUUUAAACAUUUUUUUAGUGUAACAACUAUAUAAUACGGCACAUGUUGGCUAAUGCAUUUUCUGUUGCACUGACAGAUUGGCCAUAGUAUAAUACAGUUCACUUACUGCUUACCUUGCUCUUUGAAUUGUCUUUGAAAAGCUGUGGGUCCAUAAUUUAAACAGCAACAGACAAGGGGAAUGGCACUUUUUCCCUUAUCUAUAUUAUCUCAUGGGUGACCUAUAGUGAAGUUUAUUCUGUAUGAAAGGGAGUCUGAUAUCUGAAAUAACUCUUGCAACCAGAAAAUUCUGUAGAAAUGCACUCAUUUUUUCUUAGCUUUUUUGUCUCCUCACAAAGGAGGCUAUUAAAUAAUUGCAACUCUCCAACAUUUGGGGUAAAGACCUGACUUUUGAUCGCAUACCACUUCAGGCAUUUUAAGUGAUGAGUUUGUAUUUGGUUCCUUUGUUCUUGUUUUUGCCAAUUCAGCACCACAGCUGCUCAACUCAAGCAUUCCUUUGUGUUGCAUUUUAAACAAAUACUAGUGUAUAUCAUGAAAUUUAAAAAUGUACAUAUUUUGUUUCUUCAGUAACCAUCUUCUGGAAAUGUUGUAUCUAUGGUAUAUAAUCAUAGAAUUCUAUAUUUUCAUAUAAAGCUAUUUUUUUUUUCUAGUUUCAACUCCUUCAUUGUUUUUUGUGGUGCAUAUGUGGAAAAGAAGUCUGUGCGUUGAGGUAGUAAUUCAUCACAUUCCAAACAAAUGACACACCUACUAUUACUUUUUGGGCAGUGAUUGUGUUUUUUUUAAUUCCUUUUUACAUUUUUGUUUUUAAUUAAAAUUCUCAGUGUGUGCAAUAGACUAGAUCCAGUAAGUCACUGAAUAAGUUUGUCUCAUUGGCCCAUGUGGAAAAAUAUGGGUGGUCCUCCUCUUUUGUAACCUGACAAAAAUUGCUUUGUUUUGUUGAAAGCUAUAUCAAAUCAUUCUAUUAUAGUGUUAUUUAAUAUGUAAAUUGUAUUGCUAUACAUAAAAUAAAAUAUGGGUUUUGAUGUA